ACUUUAAAAUGUCAGCUCUCUACAGAAAUGGAACUCAGCAAACUCGAAAGAAUAAAUAUGCAGGGAACAAAAGAAAACUUUCAACUGAUGGCAACACCGGAUCGAUAAUCAAAAGAGUUAAAAAUAAUGAUGACCAAAAUAUUGCUAACCAGAACAUCUUCACUGAAGAAGCCCUUGGCAAUCUCAAGAUUUACAAUGAACUCAAAACUCAGUAUGAAGAAGAGGGUGUCAAUCAGCAAACUCAUCAGUUUCUGAGUAGAAUUAGUAGGAAAAAGAUACUAGAUGAUGAAAAGCUCAAUAAAGUCCCCCUAAUGCAACACCUUUCCAAUGCUGCUAAGGCAAUGAUGCUUAGUGAAUUUGAAAUAGCUGCCUGGGCCACAUGGCUAGACAAGAUCGAUUUGCUAGUACCUAAUGAAUACACACCAGAAGAUUAUAUCCUAUUCACUUCUUUCUAUAUCAAAAUGAGUCUCAAUGAGGAAGAAUUCCUAAAUGGAAUGUUUCAAAGCUACUUCAACUGAUACAUUCGAGGGUUCAUUGAAAAAUUCAACAAGUGGCUCAAAACUAAUAAAAACUUGUUCCAGUUCAAUCCGAUAGAGGUCAACAAGAAAUUUAAAGAGCUAAAUAGGCCUUUUAAUCCUCAAAAAGAGAGUGACUUUAUUGAUUACAAUCACUGUGUUGAUGACAUCCUUCAAAUAUCCCCUCCCUAUAACUAUUGAGGUGAUAAAAAUCAAAAAGCCAAGUCAAAGCCUUUUGAAGGCGGGAUGGCAAGUAGCCAAAAAUUUGACAAUACUCUUCUGAGUGCCAGCCAGAAGAGUGUUGUCCCGACUAAGAAGAAAAUAUUGACCAUCCCUGCUGAUGCUAGUCAGCAUCUAAUAAACUGGAAUCCGACUAUUAAUGAUGAUGAGAUUAACCAUAUUGGCCCAAUGACAAGAUUAUCAAAGAAGAAGAGCUCUGUGCUGAGUAUUAAGGAUGUAAAUCCAUCUAUUAUCAAACCUAUGGACGAUGAGCUUCUUAAGAAGCCAUCUAAUAAUAUAUCCCAGUUCGAUAUUUCCCAACAGCUCAGCAACUUAUAUAACCUUGAUAACAAUGAUGAGGGGAAUGAUAAUUUUGACCUCCAGCUGGCAAAAGUUCUUGAUAGUAAUAAUGCUCCUACCAAGAUCCAUAGAUCUAUUGCAAGAAGACCUCCUGUUGCUGCUUCUAACAAGCCAUUCAGUGGGUUUUCUAAUUACUCAAACAACAACGAUUUUACUAGUAAGCCAGGGAGCCAAAUUAAUCAGGAGGGUUCGAAUCUUUUCAAAAAUAUAUCCUCCUUUAACCUCGUGAAAAUUCCGAUGAAUGAUAUAUUUGAUGUUGAUGACGAAGCGAUGAAGAACUUACCUGAAAUUCCCAACAUCAGCAGCAGAGGUAAUUCAUAUCAGAAUCUUCUCAAAAACGAUUCCACUCCUACUCUAUUCAAAAGAGGGUCGUCCGUGAUCGAUCAGAGGAUGUUCAAAAAGAAUUAAAAUUUUAAAGUUGGUUCAAACUCCAUAA
This is a messenger RNA of Moneuplotes crassus, 1530 nucleotides long. NCBI's taxonomy places the organism in Eukaryota, Ciliophora, Spirotrichea, Euplotida, Euplotidae. The record is from the annotation of a GenBank genome assembly.